AUGGUUGCAACUCACCAAGACAUUAACGCGUCCCCUCCAGUCCCCCAAGCUGUUGACCGGGGACUAGAGAGAAAGCCUUUGCCCACUCUCGUUGCUGGAGAGCUGGUGUCAGUCGUGACUGAACUGGUGAAGCAAGCCUUGUCCAACCCGGCUACAUGGCCCGGUGGGCAGCCAACCACUCCGGUCUGUGCCUUUGGACCAUCCACGCCGCCGCUUGAUACCCACGAACUGGAGAAGCAGUUGAUAGACAUUGCUGAGACCAGCUGUCAGUCUGACUGUACUGACUUUGACUCCCUUGGCACUUUCGACGCUGGAGAGGUCAACCCCGAAAAUCUCAUGGCCGAAAAGCAGCAUAGUCCAGAUUCUCGGUCCGAGGAGCUGGUUACAAUGGGUCAGUUGAAAUGUCUGCUCCAAGCUGUGCUGGAACACAAACCUCAAUCGACUUCGGAGAUUGCGGAAAGUGAUCUGGUCGACAACCAGCACAAAGAGGAAAAAGUUGGAGCCUCCAUACCAGACUACAAAAUCAUCCUUGAAAAGUGGCAAAGACUGAUCGACGAAGGGCAUUCUUCAGUUGGACCAGCUGUGGCUACUAAGCCUGCCCAGGCCCCGUGUGCUAGUAAGGAACAGGAAGAGAACGUUCAGGUGGUAGAUGAAAUUGAUCUCAAGAGUCCAAUCUGCACUACCCCGGAAGAUUUCAAAUCGUUCGAAAAGUGGGCCUCGACACCCCAAUUGAAGACGGUCGUGGAAAUCUGGGACAAAGGCGCGAGCAGAUACAAAAUCGGAGAGCCAGUAAAGACCAGCAGUAGUCUAGACGACUAUGUUGAAUAUGCAUUCGUUGUUCGCGAACGUGUUGAACGAAAUUCUGAGAAAGUCACGACUUACAUAGACAUCAAAUCUGAAGGCCUGCGCAACGUCCUGCGGGUAGUACUGCACGACAUCAAAGCCAUUAGCCUGAUGGAGGAAAAACCAUCGAUCGAGCGAAACAUCCUUUUUCAUUUCCUCCCGGAGCUCGACAAAUACGCGGAGAAUAUGAACAACUCAGACUGCGCGUUCCCGCGGCAGUGCCUCCGCUUGCUCGUCGACCACCUCAAGCAAGCGUUUUCCUCCAUCUCGCAGCGUGUCGAGUCAAUGCUGGAGCACGGCCACAUUACUUAUGACCUUCUCUGGGCGCUUUUCAAACCGGGUUCCCAUGUUUUCACGACAUGCUUCGCCACAAAAGAGCCGCGAUGUGUUAUAUUUGACGCAGGGGAAGAGAUAACACAAGAUGGCGAGACGUGGUUUAAUCUCGAAUGCCGAUUCCUUGAUUAUGACGGAGUCAAGUUUGGCGAGGCCGGAGUCUUUCCGCGUGUGCCAAAGUUCCGUGGGUCAAAGCCAAUCGAGACCCUUGAGGCCUUCCCUCUCUGCUACCAUCCAAGGCACCAGCAAGUCCGAAAAGACUUGGUCGAGAGAGGCCAAAAGUUUCGGGAUUUGGCCGGCUCGCACAUUCGGCACUGCAAUGGCAGCGCAUUCUUUAUGAACAAAGGAAAGGCAAUCAGAGUCAACAUCAACAGUCGAGUGGGAGUGGACGCCGCAUUUUUCCAUGAUAUGCAGCCAAACUACUCCCGACCGUCACUCCGCGACCUAGGGGCCAAGGGCAAGAAUGGAAUUGCGGUAAUUAACCUAGGUGCGAUGCUCAUGGAGGACCGGGAGCGGCAGAAGGAGAGAAUGCAAGGAGACGGCAUGGAGGCGCAAAAGUUGUGCGAAGCCAAUUUCUUGGUUACUAGCCCAACUGUAUGCUGUUUCAGUUUCAAGGAGAAAAUGUUCUUGGAAUGCGCAGUCAGUGCUCUUGGGAACGUGGAUUGGUCCCCCGAAUCGCUCGACUGUCUGCAGAUCCCUUCAGAGACUAAGAAGCUCCUCUUGUCAAUGGCGAAAACCCGUCUGGGAUUGAUACCCACGGUACCAUUCGACGACGUAAUUGAUGGGAAAGGUCAAGGACUCAGCAUCCUUCUGGAUGGCCCACCUGGCGUCGGAAAGACGUUCACGGUUGAAGCAACCUCAGAAUAUUUCAAGCUGCCUCUCUAUUCGAUAUCCGCAGGCGAACUUGUCGUCGACCACGGAGAUUCCAAUGCACUUGAGCAACAACUUGAAACAAUAUUCAAGACUGCGAAACACUUCAAAGCCGUGCUUCUCUUGGAUGAGGCAGAUGCGUUCAUGGAGCAGCGUACAUCUUACCACGGUACUCACAAUCGCCUGGUGACGGUUUUCCUCCGAAAGCUGGAAUAUUAUCAAGGAAUUCUUUUCCUAACUUCGAAUCGCGGUAUCCAGCUUGAUGAGGCGAUCCUUAGUCGGAUUCAUUUAACCAUCAAGUACAAAGACCUAAGCAGGGAUUUUCGCAAGGGUCUGUGGUCAACUUUUCUGACUAGGGCACGUACAGUCCAAGGACCUGCUAUGAUCGAGGAGCAUGACCUCCGACGACUGGAGUCUUUAGCUCUCAAUGGACGAGAGAUCAAAAACAUCGCAGCAGUCGCACAUGCUCUCGCUGAGGCGGAUGCUAGCCAGGUGAGCUAUAAAUACCUGGAGUUAGCCGCGGAAUCGAAUCAGAAAUUUUCGAAGGAGUUCGGCAGACAGGAGAUGUAUAUCUAG
Molecule: messenger RNA, 2622 nt
Organism: Aspergillus thermomutatus
Lineage: Eukaryota; Fungi; Ascomycota; Eurotiomycetes; Eurotiales; Aspergillaceae
Product: ATP-binding protein
Exons: 9
Coding region: 1-2622 (873 amino acids)
Molecular function (GO): ATP hydrolysis activity; ATP binding
Source: RefSeq, a predicted model, not a curated record